AUGAAUCGCGGUUCGGUGUGUUUUUGUCCCUCGGUCUUUCCCGUAGUCGGAGCUGGUUAGCCGCAGGGGAACAUGUGUUAUUACCGACAUGCUAAUGUUUAAAAGGCGUUUUUUCUGCGUUUGCUGACAUUACGGACGUUACUGCCGGAACACCUGCAACACCUGAUACACAGCUGAGAACAGGUGAGAAUCAAAAUCUGUCUCUAAAUAUUUCUAAAGGAUUAAAGUUAAAGAUAAACACAUAGCUAGGCUCUCUGAUGCUAGCCUGCCUGCUAACGUUAGCCGCUGUGUUGACUCUUUAAAAACCUGAAAAUGUUCUCUAAUUUAAACUGAUUUAAACUGAUUUUAACAACAGACCGACAAAUAAAGACCGUCUCAUUUCAAUGUAUUAACUUUAUUUCACUAUGAAGUUAAAAUAAACUCUUUAGAGUCUCAGAUGUGAGCGGAGCCUGUUAGCAUAAAUAGCUUCAGAGUUACAUAAGAGCUGUUUGUCCUGUGGGGUGGGGGGGUUGUAAACAUCUGGACAGGUGAGCCGCAGGUAAUCAUUACGUAAUCUGACGGGGGUGGGGUGGGGGCACAUUCUGGAACAAGAACAGUGUUAUUCUCCCCCCACCUUUUAUUUUUACAUACUAAUAAUAAUAAUAAUGGAAAUAAUAAUGAUUAUAAUAAUAAUAACAACAACUAUAAUAAUAAUAAUAAUUAUUAUUAUUAUGAUUAUUGUUAUAACUAAAAGAUAAUGAUGAUAAUAAUAAUAGAAUUUAUAAUAAUUAUAAUAAUAAUGGAAUCUGGAACUGAUAAAAGCGUGGAAGCAUCAAGUGCAGGACAACCACAAAAUCUACAUCCUCUAAACACUGAGAGAGGGAAUUUAGUGCAGCUGGAGUAUUUGGAGAAAUCGGGGGGUAAAUCUGGAUGUCAUCAGCAUAACAGUGAGAGCGUAGGUUCUGUGUUAGUACAGAGUUUGAAUCUUCUGGGUUUGGUGUUUCUUAAAGUUCUGAAUUAGAUGUUAGCAGCAGCAUCUGAGCUUUUCUAAGAGACCCUGACCAGCAUGUUGUGAUUUUAGGGGGAAAAUGGCGGACAAAGCUCCAUCUGUGGCCACGGCGGCGGUGCUGAAGCGUAGCUGCAAACUCCCUGAUGGAACUCCGGUCAUUAGAGGCUACGACUUCAACCAGGGUGUGGACCUCCAAGCGGUUCUGAAGACCUACCUGACCACCGGCUUCCAGGCGAGCAGGCUGGGUUUGGCCAUCGAGGAAAUCAACCGCAUGGUAAGAGUCCACUAUGUGACCCACUGUGGGUGUCAGGGUUCACUGAAGGUCCACUGUGUGGGGUUGGGGUCAGGUUGACAGUGUUUUCAAACAGGACGCUCUGAUCUUGAGUCGGGACAGUCUGGUGUCUGUGGCAUGUUUUCAGUAGGGCUUAACGGUUUUUAGGAAAGAUCAAAUUGUCAUUUUUUCUGGCAGAUACUGUGAUUUUGAUUCCCUUCAAAUUAAGCUUCAGUGCAACAUUUAGAAUAUGUUCAGUAACAUUUACAGACAUGACAGAAAAAUCACAUCAUACCAUCAAAAAGAGCUUUGACCGUAAAGAAAGGAUGAAGAGUGAAGGUAAGAAUUGUUCCCAAAUGUAUGUAGAACAACAAACGUAAUUCUCUAAAGUCCUUGACUAAUGACAGUUAUUACACCCUCAUUUCAUCCUCACUUGGUGUGAACGCCACAUAAUAAUGAUUUCAUUCAGUCUGGGUCUUAUAAUUCCAUGACUUACCUGCGUCCAGUUUCAUGCACUCAUGUUUGUUCACUGUUUCAUACAUUUCGUUUUCAUGCAGAUAUAAUUAGCCACUGUAGGGUAAGCAGCUUUUUCUUCCUCUUAGUCUCGCUCUCUUCUCCCUCAGAUCGAGAAGCGUCUGGAGCCUCAGGAGGCGGAGGAGGAGAAUGACUACAUCGGGGGGGUGGAGCCUAAGCUGGGCUGCACCAUUUUCUUGGGUUACACCUCCAACCUGAUCAGCUCAGGGAUCAGAGAGAGCAUCCGCUACCUGGCCCAGCACAAAAUGGUACGACUGACAACGAUACCAGAGAUAGAUUCAGAAGAUAUAUCUAUGUCUAUGAUAGAUGUCACACUGGUGAGGCCGUAACAGAUCAGGCAGACACAGCAUCAAACUUCCGUAGAUAUGAUUUAAAUUAAAGUCCACUUGGAGAUGUCAGUGAAGAUGUUACUGUAGAUGUUCUCCAUGGUGAUUGUAGAUGUUACUAUGGUUACUGUAGAUGAAACUGUAGAUGUUACUGUAGAUGUUACUUUAAAUGAUACUAUAGUUACUGUAGAUGAUGCUGUAGAUGUUAUUGUAGAUGUUACCAUGGUUACUGUAGAUGGUACUAUGGUUACUGUAGAUGUUACCAUGGUUACUGUAGAUGGUACUAUGGUUACUGUAGAUGAUGCUGUAGAUGUUAUUGUAAAGAUGUUACCAUGGUUACUGUAGAUGGUACUAUGGUUACUGUAGAUGAUACUGUAGAUGUUACUAUGGUUACUGUAGAUGAUGCUGUAGAUGAUUCUGUAGAUGUUACUAUGGUUACUGUAGAUGAUACUGUAGAUGUUACCAUGGUUACUGUAGAUGAUACUAUGGUUACUGUAGAUAAUGCUGUAGAUGUUAUUGUAAAUGUUACCAUGGUUACUGUAGAUGUUACAGGGCUCGGUCAGGGGUCCAGGGUCAGAGUCUGGUACAAUGAAUUGACUAUGGUCGUCUGUGGCAGGUGGACGUCAUAGUUACCACAGCUGGGGGCAUUGAGGAGGACAUCAUUAAGUGUCUUGCGAGCGCUUACCUUGGAGAUUUCAACCUGCCAGGCAAAGAGCUCCGACAGAGAGGAAUCAACAGGUGAGAAAAACCCGAUACUGUCACAGCUGGUCCUCCUGUGGACCCCAGGAAAGGUCAAAGAACCAAAGUCUUCAGCAUGAAGAUGCUUGUAUCUGUGUCUGUUUGUCCCUAACCUCUCUUGUGUUCUGGUUCUGGUCGGAUCAGGAUCGGGAACAUUUUGGUGCCCAAUGACAACUACUGUUUGUUUGAGGACUGGCUGAUGCCGAUCCUGGACCAGAUGGUACUGGAGCAGAACACAGAGGUGUGGCUCUUUGCAUGUUUGUGUGUUGAUCUGAUAAGUUGUAGAAUUGUUUGUAGUUUUCUUCUCAGAAAUUGAUACAUUUUUGAUCAUCUUCAGUUAUUUGUUAUUGAUUUCAGGGCGUUCGCUGGACUCCAUCAAAAAUGAUCCAUCGUCUGGGGAAAGAGAUCAAUAAUCCUGAUUCAGUGUAUUAUUGGGCGUACAAGGUGAGACAUGCUGUUAAAGACAGGAACUCACACCCUCACACACACCUCAGUGUUUACAGCUCUGUUUUGUCUGUUUUAGAACGACAUCCCCGUGUUUAGCCCCGCUCUGACUGAUGGGUCCAUGGGAGACAUGAUCUACUUCCACUCCUACAGGAACCCCGGCCUGGUGCUGGAUAUAGUGGAGGGUAAGAUUAAGAUGGUUAUAGACAGUCUAUAACAGUCUUUGUCUAUAACAGAAUAUCAGUCUAUAACAGUCUAUGUCUAUAACAGAAUAUCAGUCUAUAACAGUCUGUAACAGUCUAUGUCUAUGACAGAAUAACAGUCUAUAACAGUCUAUGUCUAUAACAGUCUAUGUUUAUGAUAGUCUAUGUCUGUAACAGUCUAUGUCUAUAACAGAGUAUCAGUCUUUAACAAAAUAACAGUCUUUAACAGUCUAUGACAGUCUAUGUCUAUAACAGUCUAUAAUAGUCUAUGUCUAUAACAGUCUAUGUCUAUUACAGUCUAUAACAGUCUGUCUGUAAGAGUCUAUAACAGUCAUCUAACAGUUUAUAACAGUCUAUGUGUAUAAUAGACUAAAACAGUCUAUGUUUAUGACAGUGUAGGUCUAUAACAGUCUAUGUCUAUAACAGUGUAUUACAGUCUAUGCUUAUGACAGUCUGUCUAUAACAGAAUAACAGUCUAUAACAGUCUGUCUAUAACAGAAUAACAGUCUAUGACAGUCUAUGACAGUCUAUGUCUAUAACAGUCUAUAACAGUCUAUGUCUUUUACAGUCUAUAACAGUCUAUGUCUUUUACAGUCUAUAACAGUCUAUGUCUAUAAUAGAAUAACAGACUCUCUCUCUGAUGUUGACAGAGGACAGAGUUUCCUUAAUGAUUGACGGCUCUUCUCUCCAGACUAUUUUUGACUCUUUAGUGUUUUCUUGUGUGUCCGGGUUAGUGAGGACUGUUUCUCUGUCAGACAUUCGCAGGUUGAACAGUCACUCAGUGUUCGCCAAGAGGACAGGGAUGAUCAUCCUGGGAGGAGGCGUGGUCAAACAUCACAUCUCCAACGCUAACCUGAUGGUAAAGAAUGAUCCUCAUUCCUUCAGACUGACUAUAAGGAGUCCGUGUAAAAUCGUUAAAUUCAUGUAUCAGCGUUUGAAUUUGAUGUUUCCUGCAGAGAAAUGGCGCCGACUACGCCGUCUUUGUGAACACGGGGAAUGAGUUUGACGGUUCGGACUCUGGAGCUCGACCCGAUGAGGCCGUGUCCUGGGGAAAAAUCAAAGCGGACGCACAGCCCGUGAAGGUAACGAUGACCUUUACAAAGGUCAUAUUAACCUUCGCAAAGUGUUUCCUCAGACUCAGGCGAGCGGCGGCGCCGUUUGUUUUAGUCACAUCCUGUUGUUGAAGAAGAGUCGAUGGAUACCUGAGACUCAAUCUGAUGCAGACAGGAGUGUGUGUGUGAGAGAGAGAGAGAGAGAGAGAGAGAGAGGAUGUGCUUGGAUAAAUAGAGAGAGAGAGUGGAUGUCCUUCCUGCUGUGACCUCUAGAGGGCAGUAUAUGCUAAGUGUUGAGUCAGAUGAUGCAGCAGAUGUUUCUGUCUGUGUUUGUGUGUGUGUGUGUGUGUGUGUGUGUGUGUGUGUGUGUGUGUGUGUGUGUGUGUGUGUGUGUGUGUGUGUCGUACCACAUGUCACUCACACACCUGUUCCGUCUCUCAGGUGUACGCAGACGCCUCGUUGGUCUUCCCUCUGAUCGUGGCGGAGACAUUUGCCCGUCAAGCCGACAAGCUGAGCGCCAUGAAGAAGAAGGAGUAG
Xyrichtys novacula (pearly razorfish) is the source of this 5093-nucleotide messenger RNA. Lineage: Eukaryota; Metazoa; Chordata; Actinopteri; Labriformes; Labridae. The record is from the annotation of a GenBank genome assembly.